Rotaria sp. Silwood2 is the source of this 963-nucleotide messenger RNA. The record is from the annotation of a GenBank genome assembly. NCBI's taxonomy places the organism in Eukaryota, Metazoa, Rotifera, Eurotatoria, Philodinida, Philodinidae.
AUGACCAAUCGUUUAAUCUAUCGAUGGUCGAAACGAAUUCUAUCAAUUUUUAUGACACAAAUAAAAAGUUUCUUUUCAAUUCUAUCAACAUCGAUUCCAACACCACUUUCAUGGUUAAUUUUAUUAGUUUUAAAUAUUUCUUUUCGAUUAUUUCCUUAUGUCAUUAUCCGAUCGUGCGACAUUGUGACAAAUCGUACAUUCAUACUAAUCAGUCUCAUUUUCAUAUGUCUCUAUAAAGUUUAUAAAUGGUUAAAUCCUGAUCCAAAGUAUGAAUUAGAUUUUACAGGCGAUAUCUAUCUAGAUGAUGUAUCUCAAUUGAAUAAGACUCGUAUAUCAUCCAUUUUUUAUCCUCGGACAGUCAAUGAUAUUCAAUAUUUGAUUGGUAAAGCUCGAUCAGAAAAUAAAACCAUAUCUGUACGAGGACAAGCUCAUACAAUGGGUGGACAAACGUUACCAUGUCGAAAACGAUCGUCGACAAAUUAUGUUUGUGAUCUAAAAUAUAUGAAUCAAGUCGAAUAUGAUCAGACAAGUCAAGAGGUUUUAGUUCAAGCUGGAACAACAUGGACAAAUGUUAUUUAUAAACUCAAUUUUUAUGGUCGAUCACCAGUCGUUAUGCAAAGUUAUUGCACAUUUAGUGUAGCAGGUACCCUAUCAGUCAAUGCACAUGGUAUUACUUCAGAUGAUGCUAUAUAUAAUUCAGUGAUCAGUAUUGAAUAUAUUGAUAUUAAUGGAAAAGAACAAGAAUGUAGUCGAGAGAAAAAUCAAGAGUUAUUUUCAUUGAUUAUUGGUGGAUAUGGCCUUUUUGUAAUUAUUACUCGAGUGCGAUUAAUGACUGUACCAAAUAUAAAAACAACAUUAGAAUACAUUCGAUUACAAGUAAGUGCUAUGAAUGAUAGGAGUUUUUGUUAUAAUGACUUACAUCGAUAUUCUUUGAAUAUAAAAUUUAAGAUAGAUUUCGAUUAA